AUGGAGAGUGAUCAAGUUGGAGCCCUGGAAGAACUGGAAAUGAGGCUGGACAAUCAAGAAGAGACAAAGGAAGGCCACCCUAACGAAAGUCCGUUACAAGUCCGGUCCAGCAACGCCACCCUCCCAGAGCUGGAGCUCUCAGAACCAGCAGAGGUUCAGGAGAACACCUUGGCCCUCAAGGUCACCAGCUUGCCUGAGGUGCCAGAAGCUCCGCAGCCCGCACAGGAGGCCGCCACUCCACAGCCCACAGAUGCGGUCCAGCCCGAGGCAGGCACUGCCCCAAGGUUGUCGGAACAAGCCAUUGAGCCUCUGGAAGCCGAUGCUCCGAAACCCUCAGAACAAGCAAUCAAGUACCUGGAAGGUGACACUGCAGUGCCCUCAGAAGAAACAACCACAGCCCUGGAAGGUGACAAGGUGAUGGUGAUCCAGAGCAAGGAGGACUUUGAGGCCGUACUCAAAGAGGCUGGCGAGAAGCUGGUGGUGGUGGACUUCUCGGCCACAUGGUGCGGGCCCUGCAAGAUCAUCAAGCCAGAGUUCAACGCCCUGUCUUUCAAGUAUGAUAAUGUGGUGUUCCUUGAAGUGGAUGCGGAUGAGUGUGAGGAGCUGAUUAAAGACUGUGGGAUCAUGUGCAUACCAACCUUUCAGUUUUAUAGAAAAGAGGAAAAGGUGGGUGAAUUUUGUGGUGCCCUUAAGGAAAAACUGGAAGCAAUCAUUACAGAAUUAAAGUAA
Messenger RNA from Trichechus manatus latirostris (Florida manatee), 729 nucleotides. RefSeq names its product thioredoxin domain containing 2 (gene TXNDC2). The transcript is spliced from 2 exons. Gene Ontology annotation, molecular function: protein-disulfide reductase activity. NCBI's taxonomy places the organism in Eukaryota, Metazoa, Chordata, Mammalia, Sirenia, Trichechidae. Gene Ontology annotation, cellular component: cytosol. The record is from RefSeq and is a predicted model, not a curated record. The coding region runs from base 1 to 729 and encodes 242 amino acids.